CAGCUUCUAAACCGUCGAAACCGCCUACAACUCCGGCGUCCGUGGGCAUAAAGGUAUACACAGAACCUCCAGUCGAGAGGAGGGGACUUCUGGACCUCGCACCGGAAUCGCCGGUCCCACCUCCUCGACUCCGCAUUCCAGGUUCCACCAGGCUAGCCGCCGCGGCGUUCAAAGAUGCUCGCUUCGCAGAAAGCCCUUGGGUUCGGCUUCUUCGUCCUGGUCGCUUGCACCCUUGUCUACUACUCUCUGUCGUUCUCGUCUUUCUAUCCCCGCAAGCCUUUUGUUCUCUCGCGCCACUCCGACUCCAAUACGCUCCUCUCCUCGCCGCCGCCUGCAGCGGAGCCACUGUCAUGUCCGCCGCCAUUACAGUUUCGCCUCGACUCGGAUCCACGAUUAGACCACAUCGUCAUUAUCGCCAAGACUGGCAUAGAGACAAUGUCACAGCGCCUGCUACAACAGGUGACUACCUUCUUACCACGGUUCAAGAACGUGGUCUAUGUGUCCGACGUACCCGGGAGGUUGGGAACAGAGACAAUUCACGCCUUCAAACACCCGAACUCGGCUCUCAACGGGUGGGCAAGGGAUUCUCCGAAAUACGUGGGCGGGUUCGGCCUGGCGUGGUCUCUGUAUCCAGAAAAAGACUGGUACUUCAUUAUCGACGACGACACGUAUGUGUUUGCUGAGAAUCUCCUUGAAUUUCUUUCGCCGAUCAACGCUUCCAUACCGUACCAACUCGGCUGGGCUCAUUACGGGGGGAGCUGCAAAAUGGUGGGGGCUGCUCAUCCGACCCCGCCGCAUCGUAUGAUCCAAGGAGGUGGAGGCAUCUUGGUGUCUCGGGGAACUUUCCCAAAGUUUCUGGCUGCCCAGCAAGAGUGCGCUCAACGAACGUCAACUUGUCUCACGGGUGAUCAAGCCAUAGGUGCCUGCCUGGCGUACAUCGGCGCUGCACCUCCCAACGCCGAACAUCCUUUCGGCUUCUACAUGCAUGACUGGAGAUCUGGUUCUCCGCGGUUCAACGUCAAGGGUGUCGAUCCCCCUGAAUUUUGGUGGUCGGCGGAUCCAUGCCAUCGGCCAGUGACAGCCCACCGCAUGCGCGAACAUGACGUUCAAGACGCUUUCGACGCUGAACUCGCCACUGACCCUAUCAGGAAGAAAAACUUGUCAAUCGCCGCGAGGAGCACGGGCGCGGGGCAGAACGUUCAGUCAUCAUCAUGGGGGGGAUGGGGACGAACCACCUACGCCGAUCUCAUGGAGUUCCAACUGUUCCGGCUCGAGACAGUGGUGGAGGGGCGAUACUGGUACAACGCCACCGCCGACCCUGCCGCUUCCGCAUCUCAGAAAGCUGAGAUUAGCAAGUACCGAAUUGUGAUGGAGGGCAAGAGGAACGCUCGCGAUGGGGUCGCUUGGAGCGGAACAGUCGAUUCCGAAAUUGCGGAUGUGAAGGAUAUCCCUUCCUGCAUCGCGCAGUGUGUGGGAAAGAGCACUUGCAUGGCUUUCCUUUAUGACACCACUACCCGGAAGUGUGACCUCUUCUCACGACUUGGAGGCCGGGCGGAGAAGAAGAAAGUUGCAAGUGGUGUUGUUCGAGAUCGAUACCGGUGUCAUCAAGAAUCGCCUCCGUUUGUGCAAGCCUGAGAGAUCGCCGGUAGCGUCGCCUCGAGACCAAGACGUCUAGGUUGCCUCGUUUUGGACAUUCUUCAGGGGCAUCGGACGAUACAGGAUUGGAGUUAGCCUAGAAAUGGAAGGAAGUUAGCGCUUCCUCGUAGAAUAGCA
Molecule: messenger RNA, 1773 nt
Organism: Fimicolochytrium jonesii
Lineage: Eukaryota; Fungi; Chytridiomycota; Chytridiomycetes; Spizellomycetales; Powellomycetaceae
Exons: 1
Coding region: 175-1635 (486 amino acids)
Cellular component (GO): membrane
Molecular function (GO): glycosyltransferase activity
Source: RefSeq, a predicted model, not a curated record